Messenger RNA from Sinocyclocheilus grahami, 2445 nucleotides. Its product is annotated as SH3 domain-containing kinase-binding protein 1-like. Lineage: Eukaryota; Metazoa; Chordata; Actinopteri; Cypriniformes; Cyprinidae. Gene Ontology annotation, molecular function: protein binding. The transcript has 18 exons. The coding region runs from base 373 to 2445 and encodes 690 amino acids. Gene Ontology annotation, biological process: actin filament organization; cell migration. The record is from RefSeq and is a predicted model, not a curated record.
CCGUUCGAUGGCCUCGAUCAUUACGGCGCAUCCCUCCAGUUCUCGCGAGAACUUUCGGUUCAUGAGCGCAGUGACGGCAAGCUGGAGUUCGUAAAGCGACGGAGGCAAAACUGUAGAGAAGCGCCGUACGGCUGGGGCAACAUCCACACCAUCUCUUCCCCCUCUGCAUAGUUGCCCCUGCCCUUUUUUUUGCUCUUUUUAAUGAGGGACAGAAUAAUCUGUAAGAAAUAUGCUUAGACGCCGCGCUCCACUUUUAUUUUAAGUGAUCAUUUGCAGUAUUUCCGACCCGGGGCUGCAUUUCCCGAAAGUAGCGGAUUUUUCUCUUCAUUGAAAAACAUCCUACACAAACACGCCGCGUAAACAAGUUCAUAAAUGGUGGAAGCCAUUGUGGAGUUUGAUUACCAGGCCCAGCACGAUGACGAGUUGACCAUCGCUGUCGGUGACAUCGUCAGUAACAUCAGGAAGAAUGAGGGCGGCUGGUGGGAAGGAGAGCUGGACGGUCGGAGGGGGCUCUUCCCCGACAACUUUGUCAGAGAGAUAAAGAAAGACUCGAAAAAAGAGGUGAAGAAGGAGUCCAGUUUGGCCGGAUCCAAAUCAGACCUGUCCAAUGGCAGUGCCAGCCCAAAAUCAGAACCCAGCCUCAGAUCCACCAAGAAAGGUGAGGCAUUCAGAAAAAGGCGUUGCAAAGCUGUCUUUAGCUACGCUCCGCAGAAUGAGGAUGAGCUAGAACUGAAGAUCGGAGAUGUUAUUGAGGUUCUGGGAGAGGUGGAGGAGGGAUGGUGGGAAGGCACUCUCAGUGGCAAAACUGGGAUGUUCCCCUCUAACUUCACCAAGGAGCUGUUGGCCGAGGCUGAGGAUCUGACCCCACAGGAUGACACACGGAGCACACGAACCAGUCAGUCUGCACUGCAUACUCAUUUGCCAACAUCUAAACUUCUUCCUCACAUCCAGGUCAUGAUAAGAAAAGGAAGAGAGGGAGAAGGAGGAAGAGUUUUCUCUCUCACCGAACACAGCAAAUGUGUGUGUGUGUGUGUUAAGGCCACAUUGGGAGUGCAGGAUGUUAAAGAGCUUGUUGUGUCGGGUUGGAUUGAUUCCCUGCCAUGUUUGUGGAAGGACUGUGGUUCCCCUGCCGGAAAGAGGCCAGAUAAACAGAGCCAAAUGGACAGAAUGCUAUUCACACACCCUCCAAUGGUGAAGAAAGUCGCUCUAGCUGUUGCCCAGGAAACCAUGAAGGCGGAGCCUGAGAACAAGGCCAAAGCAAAGGAGCUUUGCAAAGUAAUUUUCCCGUACGAAGCUCAGAACGAAGAUGAGCUGUCAAUCAAAGAGGGAGAUAUCGUAACGGUUAUCAAUAAGGACAGUGCAGACACUGGUUGGUGGCUUGGAGAGCUGAACGGCAAACAGGGAGUGUUUCCAGACAACUUUGUGAAGUUAUUCAUUCCUGAGGUAGAAAAAGAGAGACCUAAAAAACCUCCUCCACCUGCAGCACCAACCACUAAACAGAUCACAGACAAAAAGACAGAGGCUAAAAGGGUUCCACCAGAACGGCCUGAAUCUCUCCCACACAGAGCUGAGGAAAAAGGCGAGGAGUCGAAGCUGGGUGAGAUUGCAAAGCCAUCCUUCCCAGCUGCCCUCCCAAAGAAGCCUCUCCCCCCAAAGAACAACAACUCAUUGAAUCGACCGUUAUCGCUACCACCCAAACGCCCAGACAGACCCGAGAGACCAGCUGUGCCCAAUAUACCGUGUGACAGUCCGAAGUGUGACGGCAGUGGUGUGGCAGCUGACCGAGGCUCUGCAGACAAAUCCGUAGAUGUCGAUGUAGAAGACUUCGACUCCAUCGUCUUAUCCACAGAGAAGCUGAACCACCCGACCACGUCACGGCCCCGUGUGACGGACCGACGGCCACGAUCGCAGAUCUUCACAUCUUUCUCUCUCUCUAGUCCUGACCUCCUGGACUCCCCAUCUCCAGAGGAGGAGAGGAGAGACAAGGAGAUGGGAAAGGAGGAGCAGGACUCAUUCAUUCCCAAAACUCUUGACAACUCCAAGAAGAUGCCCAAGGCAGUGCCAGUCAUAACAGCUCCUGAAAAAUCAUCUUUGCCCCCUAAGCCCAGUGCCCCUCCAUCAUCUUCUGGGUCCAGUGGGGCUUCUCUCCACCAGGGCAGCGCUGGUCUGCGGCCCCAUUCCCCUUCGGUUGAUGCCAGAGUGAAGAACGAACAGGGUACCUCCACGCUGGAGGAGCUCAGAGCACAAUUACGAGACCUGAAAGGAACUGUGGAGCUCAUGAAGAGCCAGCACAAACAAGAAAUCAAACAGCUGGUGAGCGAACUGGAUGAGGAGAAGAGGAUUCGUAUAUCACUGCAGGUGAGGAGACAUUAUACUAGUCAUAAACGUAGCCCUAACCAGUUAAGUAAACCAGUUUGGCGAGCUGGAGUCCUGGGCCUGACGUAA